Molecule: messenger RNA, 2279 nt
Organism: Ctenopharyngodon idella (grass carp)
Lineage: Eukaryota; Metazoa; Chordata; Actinopteri; Cypriniformes; Xenocyprididae
Exons: 3
Coding region: 136-906 (256 amino acids)
Biological process (GO): regulation of transcription by RNA polymerase II
Cellular component (GO): nucleus
Molecular function (GO): RNA polymerase II transcription regulatory region sequence-specific DNA binding; DNA-binding transcription factor activity, RNA polymerase II-specific
Source: RefSeq, a predicted model, not a curated record
AUCUGCUCCUCCUCCUUCAGUGAAGCUCCUCCCACUGCAAUUCACCAAUAAAUGUUGGAAUAUUCCCAUCAGCCUACAAGUGAAGACGAGCAUCAAACCAUCUGAAAUCUGAGUUUAUUGAAGGACAGUAAGAACAUGAGAGAUCCAGAACACUGCAGAAUGAAACACACUGAAGAACAAAGAGAUGUGAUGCUGGAGAAUGAGGAGAGUGAAGAGGAGGAGAAAUAUCAUGUCAAAACUGGAGAUAAAACUCACUCACAGACUGAAAGUAUUUCUUUACUGAAAAGAAGAGACAAGAAACGUUUCACCUGCCGUCAGUGUGGAAAGAGUUUCACAUACAAAAAGUGCCUCAGGGAUCACAUGAGGAUCCACACUGGAGAGAAACCGUUCACAUGUGAUCAGUGUGGAAUGAGUUUUAGACAACAAGGAACCCUUAAGGAACAUGUGAAAAUCCACACUGGAGAAAAACUGCAUCAGUGUGAUCAAUGUGGCAAAACAUUUGUGAGGGCUUCAGGCCUGAAGAUCCACCUGACGGUUCAUUCACAGGAGAAACCACAUUCAUGUUCUUUGUGUGGAAAGAGUUUUUCAUUACUGCACUGUUUAAAACUACAUCAGAAAAUACAUACUGGUGAAAAAACGUAUGUGUGCUUUGAAUGCGGGAAGAGUUUUAUAAGAGCUGGACAAUUGAAACUGCAUCAGAGAAUUCACACUGGAGAGAAACCUUACAAGUGUUCACACUGCGACAAGAGAUUCAAUCAGUCAGGAACCUUGAAAGCACACGAGAGGAUCCACACUGGAGAGAAACCGUAUCACUGCACUGCAUGUGGGAAGAGUUUCAACCAAUCAUCUGCUCUACGCAGUCAUACAAAAAACAAUCACACUGAAAAAUGUGUAAAUCUGUACUAACCAGCCACAAGUAACAGGACAAAGAAACUUAAUCUAAAUUUGUCACAGUGAAUAAAGUUCUUCUUCAACACCAGCAGCUUCAACUGUGAGAUUCAGAAAAAUAAAUGAAAAAAAGCUUGUAUAGUCUUUGUUUACACUUUUAUUAAGGAAAGUAGAAGUUUUUUUCAGGUUCAAACUGUUCUUGUUCUGGAAGCUGAAGAAGAGGCUGAUUUACUUUUUAACAUUCUUUGCUGUUUGUAAAUCAACUAGUUAAGUCUUCCUGUUAUAGUGUAUUUAGAAAAUGCAGAUGUCGCUUUUAACUGUCCUUCACUUAUUGUCUUGAGAUCAGUGGUGUAACUUUGUUUUAAAAAGUAGGUUGAAAAAGUAGGGGGGGGGGGGUAUUGUAAUUGUAUCAUUACAAUAAUAAAUUCACAAAACCUCAUGUUUAUUAUGAAAGUUUUGUCCUUACGUCUACUACAAUACAAUAUAUUGUUAGUCUUAAAGAGUAUUUACAUUAGCCAAUAAAUACUUUGAUUCACGUUUAGUGUUAGAUUGUCCUGAUGAACUAGGGGUAGAAUUUUUGUUCAGCAUGCCAGAGGUUCUGGGUUCUAAUCCACCCUUGUGUAAUUUAUUUUAUUUUUUUCUCUUUAAAACCAAAGAUGUUCAUCUGUGAUUGUAUAUCAAAAAAAUUGUAUAUCAAGAGCAGCGAAUAUCAUUAAUAAUAAUAGUAAUAUCAUUACGCCUGCUGCACCCAUGGUACGACAGCAAAUUUCCUUGAUUAUUACGCUGAAAUGAGAGUAUAGUUCCUAGCCAUAUUGGCCUAGAAAAUCGCAACUUUUCAUUUUCCGUCGGUCUUAGUACACAAUGUAACUACAGAAGAGUCAAGUUUUAAAUAGGAAAAAGAUCAAAACUCUUUGGUCAUUUUUGAGCGAGAUGCUAACGGUCUAAUCAGAUUCAAUGAACUAUGCUAAGCUAUGCUAAAAGUGGUACCGCCAGACCCGUAGAUCGGCUGAAUGGAUUCGAAAACGGUAAAACUCAACUGUUUAACUCUAGGGGAGUUGGAAAAUGAGCCUAUUUUAAAAAAAAGUGGAGUGUUCCUUUAAGGUAUUAUGCUUGUUAAUGCGUAUUAUUGUUAUUUUGUUAACUGUUCUAUCUGUUACUGUUUGAUAGAUAAACGAGGAUGUUUAUUUAAGGGGGAUGGGACGUAUGUAACGGGUACAUUUUUGAAGUUGAUGUUCAGGCAAUAGGGUUGCGUUUGUGUGUGUGCAUUACCUUCUAUCCCUCGGGGCUUGCCGUAAGCAAAGUUGGGGGGCACGUGCGAAAAACGACAAUGCCCAUGUUGUGCCAUGUGGGGUUGUGGAGUGAAGUAGAAUAAAAAGACAUUGUUUAUAUAA